AUGAACUAUAAUAGUUUACUAUUCAUUUUUAUUGCACUUUUGUUUAGUGCAGUAACAAUUCAGUGUAAAGCAAAUGUGAUAAAAAAAAAGAAUCCAAUCAAAUCUUCUGAUUCAGUUAUUGGUGAUAUGGUGAAAGAAUUGAUUGAAAGAUCAAAAAAUACAGAUCAUGUUUUAAACAUAAAUCUCUCCAAUUUAUUUUUACUUCUGUUUUUGAAAUCUGUAGUAUUUGGAGCAAAUUAUAUUGGAAAUAACAACAAAAAUCCUCGCGAGCUUGAAGAAAAUAUUCUAUCAGACGAAGAAAUAGCUCUAGCAUUGGGUUAUCUCAUUGGUGAUACUUGUCUUCAACGAGUAGCCUGUGAAGCACCAGAAACAGCAAAAAAUUAUUUGGGUGCUCUUGAUAUGAUUGUUCAAACGAUGAAAUUAAUGUCACAUACACUCAAUUUCGAUGCCAAAUAUGAUAAAACAAUUGCAGAAUUACGUAAAGCAAUUGAAUAUGGAGAUAUGAAGCAGUGUCCACCGGAAUAUACUUGUAAGAAAGAAAACAUUAAAAACUUUCUACAACCCGGAUCACUCACUAGAGAUUUUGAGCGAUGGUGA
Chelonus insularis is the source of this 597-nucleotide messenger RNA. RefSeq lists its product as uncharacterized. The transcript has 3 exons. Lineage: Eukaryota; Metazoa; Arthropoda; Insecta; Hymenoptera; Braconidae. Bases 1 to 597 code for a protein of 198 amino acids. The record is from RefSeq and is a predicted model, not a curated record.